AAACAAAAAUCUAAAACACUUUUUUUAAAAAAAAAGUUGUUGUUGAUGGUGAAAGGUGGUGAACAAAGAAAUGACAUAAAAUGAAAACAAUAUUAUCAAUAUUAUCAUCAAUUUGUAAAAAAUGUUGUAUAGGUUUAUUAAUAUUUUUAAUCCUUUAUACAUUAAUUGUAACAUUAAUGUUAACAUUUUGUUUUGAUUUUCUAAUCAAAAUUAUUCAUCUAACACCUGGUACAAUACAUCAUAAUGAUACCAAUAAAAAUAUUUUUGAAUUGAUUGAAUCACGUGGUUUUCGUUAUGAAUCACAUUUUAUUCAAACGGGUAAUGGUUAUAUUCUACAAUAUGUUCGGAUUGUCAAUCCAUUUUUAUCAUCAUCCAAGAUCAAAGCACCAAUAUUACUUCAUCAUGGCUUUCAAACUAACGGCCAACAAUGGUUUAUUAAUCGUGAUGGUUUUCUAAAUGAAAAUGGUGAUUAUUUGGAAUUAGAUCCGGAUAAUGAUGAUCGAUUGAUUAUCGAUAAUAAAAAUGGUACUGUUGGUAACACAAUUGGUUUUGUUCUAUCUAAUCGUGGUUACGAUGUUUGGAUUGCAAAUUAUCGUGGAUCAUUUUAUUCAAAAAAUCAUACAACACUUGAUAUUCAUAGCACUGAAUUUUGGUCAUUUUCAAUAGAUAAUAUGAUCAAUGAAGAUUUAAAAUCAUCAAUUGAUUAUAUUCGCCAUCUGACUAAUCGUACAUCAAUCGGUUAUAUUGGCCAUUCACAAGGAUCAUUCAUGAUGUUUUCAUUAUUAUCUAAACAUCCGGAAUAUUCUUCAUAUGUCAAACCAUUUAUUUCAUUGUCACCGAUAAUCUAUUUGUCAUCACUUGAUGCUUUAUGGUAUCAUUAUACGCCUAUUCGUUUAGUCGAAAAAUCUUUAAGAUUAUAUCCACAUGAAUUUCCUAUGUUUCGAAAAUUUUUAAUCUAUAUUAGUAAUUGUUGUGAAAACAUUUUAAUGAAUCGUUUAUGUUUUCUAUAUCUUCGAUUUGUGAAUGGUCAAAAUUAUGAUGAAUCAUAUAAAAAUCGUAUCGGUAUUUAUAUGAAUAAUAUGUUAACUGGAGCAUCAGCAUGGAAUGCUGCACAGUUAUUACAGAUUCCAUUAAAUGGUGGCGAACCACGUUAUUUUGAUUUUAAUGAUGAUGAUUUAAAUCGUCAACAUUAUAAUGGCCAAACAAUACCACCAAUAUAUAAUAUAUCGAAUAUACGAUCGAAAAAUAUUGCUUUCAUCUAUCCACCAAAUGAUAUUUUCAAUAUAAUGACGGAUAUUGAAAAAUUAAAAUCAAAUCUUAAAUUUGAAUUAAUUGACGAUUAUAUGCUACCGGAUAAUAUUUCACAUAUUGGAAUGAUUUGGUCGAAAGAUGUUGGUCAUUCAAUAAACAAACGUAUUAUAAAAAUUUUGACAAAAUAUUUCAAAUAAGGGAUUUUCGAUUUAAUAUUAAACACAACACAUAUAUUUACGGUCGAAAAAACAUCAUUUUAAUCUAUUAACACUUUUACUGUUUGCUUUGUCUUUAUUUAAAUU
Molecule: messenger RNA, 1553 nt
Organism: Dermatophagoides pteronyssinus (European house dust mite)
Lineage: Eukaryota; Metazoa; Arthropoda; Arachnida; Sarcoptiformes; Pyroglyphidae
Product: lysosomal acid lipase/cholesteryl ester hydrolase-like
Biological process (GO): lipid metabolic process
Molecular function (GO): hydrolase activity, acting on ester bonds
Source: RefSeq, a predicted model, not a curated record